This is a messenger RNA of Lytechinus pictus (painted urchin), 2099 nucleotides long. RefSeq names its product CDK5 and ABL1 enzyme substrate 2-like. Gene Ontology annotation, biological process: regulation of cell cycle. The coding region runs from base 47 to 1621 and encodes 524 amino acids. The transcript has 10 exons. Lineage: Eukaryota; Metazoa; Echinodermata; Echinoidea; Temnopleuroida; Toxopneustidae. The record is from RefSeq and is a predicted model, not a curated record.
GAGUUAUAGAGAGCGUUCCAUAAUAAAUUUAUAUUCUCAGCAAAACAUGGCUGACGUAUCUCGGAAAAAAGCCCAUUUAAAACAUGCAAAAAGGAGGCUUGAAGCUCUAAAUUUCUUGUCUAACAUUUCACUCGACGGGACUCUACCUUCUAAGGAAACGUCUGAAACAUCUAACAAAGAAAAUGAUAAAUUUGAUGCAGAGAAUGGCACCGAUUUGGGGACCAAAUGUCUGGAGAGUUCUCGCAGCGAGAAGAACGCAGCAACUGGAGGAAUAUCUACCGGGCCAGUGCCGGGGUUGAAUCAAGCUAGGUCUAUGGUGGACACGCCCAAUAGCAGCACGGGGAAUCGAGGUCGAAGCCGAAGUAGGCGAACGUCCGGUGGCGGUGGAGAAAAGAGUCCUCCAUUCAGCUCUUACAAACAUGAUUCACCCUUUUAUCAUUCAAGUAGCUUCUCAGGAUCCAGUGAAUACUCCAAGAGGCGUCUCUUUCACCACCAGCAGUCCAUGGACUUCUCGGGCUCACUCACCUUGGUAACCGAGGGAGAGACUUGCAUGCUUCCCUCGUCACAAGCGACGUGCUCCGUUGAGUCUCCGAAAGAGCGCUCCCCUCCCUCUGGAUUUCAGUUACCUGUGUCUAAAACAUUCCGUCGGCGCAUGUGUAGAAAUGAAAGAAUGUUGCUAGUUACACCACACCAUUCGCCCUUUGUGAUGUACUCUCUCUUGCCAUACACCAGGCGAAGUCAACUUGGUAUUUACAGGAAGGAAUCAGAAGCCGGGUCUUUUGCAAGGACAAGACGAACGUCCGGGAGUAAACCUCUGACAGUCAGAAGCGAUGACUUCCUGGCCAAGUUGGAUGGUGUGGAGCUUGGGGAUGAAGGGACUGUUGUAUCAUUCAGUCACUUCUUGGUGCCCAACAGAGAGAUCAGUUUGAUCCUGUAUCGUAGGCACCUCCAGGAGCGUGAACAACUCUCCUCGGCCUCCCCUCACUCUCCUGCCAUACGCAAGAUGACCCUCACCAAUGUCUCACCGCUCCAGUGGGACAAAAUUGAAGUCGAUGGUCACACUACUGAUCACCCAUCCCUCGCUCAACGAAUCUAUGACCCUGGUGAACUUGACGAUCCGGAACUCAGUCUCGGAAAGCAUCGCAAACUUCUUACUUUUUCAUCGUAUAUGGUAUCUGUUGUGGAUUACACCAAACCGUCAGAGCUGAAGAAGGAACUGAAUAAUAAAUUCAAAGAACGAUUUCCAAACAUCGAUCUUAGUCUGAGUAAACUACGAAGCUUAAAACGUGAGAUGAAGAAGGUUUCAGACAACUGUUCACUUGAUCCGUGGAUCUUGGCCGUCAGCUAUGUCUAUUUUGAGAAGCUUGUUAUGCAUCGGAAGAUCAAUAAGGAGAAUCGGAAAUCGUGCUCAGGUACUGCCCUUCUGCUUGCAGCCAAGUUGAACGAUGUGAAAGGAGCUGAUCUACAAAACCUUAUCAAGGAAAUUGAGUCCGUGUUUCGGGAGAGCCUUAAGACCCUCAUCGCCUUUGAGUUCCCGAUCCUGGUCGCCCUGGAGUUCUCACUCCAUGUCCCUGAACAUGAAGUAAUGCCCCACUACAAACGUAUCAUCCAACAAUCAUGACACCACAAUUCACCAACACAGCUACACCUGGGGCGGUAUUCUGAGGUCAUUUUAUCUUUAAAAUUUUUCAUUUUAUCUCUUAAAAUGAAAUUGAUAUUCUCAGAUUACAUUUUAUCUCUCAGAUAAAAUUUAAAAUUUUAUCUUGCGUAUCUAUGAUGAUACGCAACAGAGCAGUGGCUAUGUAGACAUACCCAUCGCGUAUCUGGCCAUUGCAACGCGGGUGAUGUGCUUGCACCCAAGUUACUUUGAAGAAAAAAUAAAAUAACCUUAAAAGAGGGUAGGGGCUAUUUUAUCUCCGCGACGUUGAUUUCGUCAAUAUUUCUAGGUGAAUAAACUCCAAAUAUUGGCAUGAAAAUUAAGAAAAAUGAUAUAUUCAUUGAGAACAACACCUUAAAGUUAUUCCUGUACAAUCAGGAAGCAUUUCAUAAGACUUUUCUUGACUAAUAUUGUCUUUGAAAUGAUGCUUGAAAAGAUGCGA